Messenger RNA from Penicillium canescens, 2979 nucleotides. Its product is annotated as putative plasma membrane H(+)ATPase. Gene Ontology annotation, biological process: regulation of intracellular pH; proton transmembrane transport. Lineage: Eukaryota; Fungi; Ascomycota; Eurotiomycetes; Eurotiales; Aspergillaceae. Gene Ontology annotation, molecular function: P-type proton-exporting transporter activity; ATP hydrolysis activity; ATP binding. The record is from RefSeq and is a predicted model, not a curated record. Gene Ontology annotation, cellular component: plasma membrane. The transcript has 5 exons. Bases 1 to 2979 code for a protein of 992 amino acids.
AUGGCGUCUAUUUCAGAUCCCGAGCGGCCUGACAUACGCCGGAGCUCCCGCAUUUCCCGGGCGUCUCUGAACCAGGAUUGGGCCAAUCUCGAUGAGUAUGGCAAGCUUGUCAAAUAUGUGUCUACUUUCCGUGAUGCAAAGGCAGAAGCCCAAGAUGAAGGCGAUUUUGUUGAGAAACGAGUCUGGUAUGCCCCAUGGAAGAAGCGGAAGGUUCAUAUCAAAAAGCUCGAGGGCGAGUCUGGCAAGUUUCCUGAUGAAUGGACCUUGACCGACAUUCGUGAGGGUCUGUCCAGCGAAGAAAUUCCACGGCGCCGUCAGCGGGCUGGUUGGAACGAAUUGUCGUCUGAGAAGGAAAAUCCUAUUGCCAAGGUUCUUUCUUACUUCCGGGGUCCAAUUCUAUAUGUCAUGGAGUUGGCUGUUUUACUUGCUGCUGGUCUGGAUGACUGGGUCGAUUUUGGUGUCAUUAUCGGUAUCUUGUGCCUGAAUGCCGCUGUGGGUUGGUAUCAGGAGAAGCAGGCUGCCGAUGUGGUUGCAAGUCUCAAGGGAGAUAUUGCCUUGCGAGCACAGGUCAUUCGUGAUGGUGCUCAACAAGAAUGUCUCGCGCGAGAGUUAGUUCCAGGUGACGUGAUCAUUGUUGGUGAAGGCUCAGUGGUGCCUGCUGAUGCCAAGGUUAUCUGUGACUUCAAUGACCCCAACGGCUGGGAAGAGUUCAACCAGCUUCAAGAACAGGGAAUGCUCGGCGGAGGCUCCGAUUCUGAAGAUCAAGAUGAAGAGGCAAAAAAGGCUGUGGAGGAAGUAAAUCAAGGUGAUGGCAAAUCCAAAGAAGAAAACGGAGGACAGGAAGAACCGACACCUCCUCGCAGACGUGGCUAUCCCAUUCUGGCCUGCGACCACUCUGCCAUUACCGGAGAAUCCCUUGCUGUGGAUCGUUAUAUGGGGGAUAUGAUCUUCUAUACAACCGGAUGCAAGCGUGGCAAGGCCUACGCGGUAGUUCAAACUGGCGCAAGAACUUCUUUUGUCGGUCGCACCGCAACAAUGGUGCAAUCUGCAAAAGGCACCGGUCACUUCGAACUUGUCAUGGACAAUAUCGGAACUUCUCUUUUGAUUCUUGUCAUGGCUUGGAUUCUUGCCGCAUGGAUUGGUGGAUUCUUCCGACAUAUUCCCAUUGCUUCGCCAGGUCAGCAGACCUUGCUUCACUACACCCUGUCUUUGCUCAUCAUCGGUGUGCCUGUUGGUCUUCCGGUUGUAACCACUACUACCAUGGCUGUUGGUGCUGCUUAUCUGGCGAAGAAGAAAGCCAUUGUGCAAAAGCUGACUGCUAUUGAGUCCCUGGCAGGAGUUGAUAUCCUUUGUUCUGAUAAGACUGGAACCCUGACUGCGAACAAACUGAGUAUUCGAGAUCCUUACGUGGCCGAAGGUGUCGAUAUUGACUGGAUGUUUGCGGUUGCUGCGCUUGCAUCCUCGCACAACACUGAAUCUCUUGAUCCAAUCGACAAAGUUACCGUAUUGACUCUCAGGCAAUACCCUAAGGCACGAGAGAUCAUGCGCCGCGGCUGGAAAACCGAAAAAUUUACGCCGUUUGACCCAGUAUCCAAGCGGAUUGUUACAGUUGCUGUCUGUGACGGUGUACGGUAUACAUGCACCAAGGGCGCUCCGAAAGCUGUGCUUCAGCUGACGAACUGUUCUAAAGAGACAGCUGAGUUAUACAAGACCAAAGCGCAGGAAUUCGCACACCGAGGCUUCCGCUCUCUUGGAGUUGCCGUUCAGAAAGAAGGCGAAGAUUGGGUUCUACUUGGAAUGCUGCCUAUCGUGAAGAUGCUCACGGGAGAUGCCAUUGCUAUUGCAAAGGAAACCUGCAAGAUGCUGGCAUUGGGAACUAAGGUGUAUAAUUCGGACAAGCUUAUUCACGGCGGCCUCAGUGGAGCCAUGGCCAGCGAUCUAGUCGAAAAGGCUGAUGGCUUUGCAGAGGUGUUCCCAGAGCACAAAUACCAAGUCGUGCAGAUGCUGCAGGAGCGAGGCCAUUUAACCGCCAUGACAGGAGACGGAGUGAACGACGCACCGUCUCUCAAAAAAGCCGACUGUGGCAUCGCCGUCGAAGGAGCAUCCGAAGCUGCGCAAACUGCAUCAGACAUUGUAUUUCUCGAGCCUGGAUUAUCGACCAUUAUUGACUCCAUCAAGGUCGCGCGUCAAAUCUUCCACCGCAUGAAGGCGUAUAUCCAAUAUCGCAUUGCACUUUGCUUGCAUCUCGAAAUCUACCUCGUAACUUCGAUGAUCAUUCUUAAUGAAAGCAUUCGUGUCGAGCUCAUUGUCUUCCUGGCUUUAUUCGCCGAUCUCGCAACGGUUGCUGUAGCCUAUGAUCAUGCCUCCUUUGAACUGAGACCUGUUGAAUGGCAACUCCCAAAGAUCUGGUUCAUUUCGUGUUUGCUAGGUGUACUCCUCGCCCUGGGUACGUGGGUUGCACGAGGAACAAUGUUCCUCAAAAACGGAGGCAUCAUCCAAAACUGGGGUUCCAUUCAAGAAGUUCUCUUCUUGGAAGUGGCGCUCACAGAGAAUUGGCUCAUUUUCGUGACUCGCGGUAUUGACACUUGGCCAUCCAUCCACCUAGUAACCGCGAUUCUGGGUGUGGAUACUCUGGCCACGAUCUUCUGUCUUUUCGGUUGGUUCAGUAACGAGAAUAUGAAGACCAAACCAGCAGACAAGUUCGUCGAGACGAGAAAUGGGUGGACUGAUAUCGUUACUGUCGUGCGAAUUUGGGGUUAUUCCCUUGGUGUGGAGGUUGUCAUUGCCUUGGUAUACUUCAUUCUGAACAAAAUCAAAUGGCUCGACAAUCUUGGUCGUGCUCAGCGCGACAAGGGUGAGAUGAAGAUUGAGAAUAUGCUCGCGCACUUGUCUCGUCUAACCCUUGAGUAUGAGGAAACAGGCAAGCCGAAGGGUCGGUUCUGCUUGACGGCAAGCAAGGAGGAAGGGGAGGCUGAGUGA